GGCAGGGCGGGAAGACCUAGAGGAGACCGUGAGGAUUAGUCUAGUCCAACCCCUCGCCUUUGUUCCAACGUGUCGUUGUCCCACUGGGCCUCAGUCGGAGAGUGGGAGAGUCAGAGUCCCAGUUGUGAAGUUUCCUGACUUGGACGGGGGAAUCGCCCGAAGUGCAAGUGCGAGAUGCAAGUGGGGAAGCCCGUCCUCUACUCCUAUUUCCGAAGCUCCUGCUCCUGGAGGGUUCGAAUUGCUCUGGCCUGGAAGGGCAUCGACUAUGAAACAGUGCCCGUCAACCUCAUAAAGGAAGGGGGCCACCAGUUCUCUGAGGAAUUCCAGGCACUGAACCCCAUGAAGCAGGUGCCAGCCCUGAAGAUCGAUGGCAUCACCAUCAGCCAGUCACUGGCCAUCAUUGAGUACCUGGAGGAGACUCGGCCCACUCCACGACUCCUGCCUCAGGACCCGAAGAAGAGGGUCCUUGUACGCAUGAUUUCCGACCUCAUCGCCAGCGGCAUCCAGCCCCUGCAGAACCUGUCUGUCCUGAAGCAAGUGGGACAGGAGAACCAGCUGGCCUGGGCCCAGAAGGUCAUCAGUUCCGGCUUUAACGCUUUGGAGCAGAUCCUGCAGAGCACAGUGGGGAAGUACUGUGUGGGAGACGAGGUGUCCAUGGCUGACCUCUGCUUAGUGCCUCAGGUGGCAAAUGCUGAAAGGUACAAGGUGGACCUCACUCCCUACCCUACUAUCAACCGAAUCAACAAGUCACUGCUGGCCCUGGAAGCCUUCCAAGUGUCUCACCCCUGCCGGCAGCCAGACACGCCCCCGGAACUGAGGGCCUAGCUCUCGGACCAUGCACCACCACCAGUGCAGGAGCAGAAGCUUGGGUGGGCUGACCAGGCCUGAAAAUGAGCAAGCCCUAACUGGAGAAGCAGGAGACUGGUACUCCUAGCCCUUGAACUUGAACUGUAGCCCUGGAUCUGCCUUUGCACUGAACCUCUUUCUGCCUUUGUCCCUUCAUCUGUCAAAAGUGAUCAGGGUGGCCAUGAUUGGGUGACUCGGUUGGUGGGAGCAUCGUCCCAUACACCAAAAGGUUGC
Phyllostomus discolor (pale spear-nosed bat) is the source of this 1080-nucleotide messenger RNA. It is a transcript of the gene GSTZ1, whose product is annotated as glutathione S-transferase zeta 1. The transcript has 9 exons. Gene Ontology annotation, biological process: glutathione metabolic process; L-phenylalanine catabolic process. The coding region runs from base 175 to 825 and encodes 216 amino acids. Gene Ontology annotation, cellular component: mitochondrion; cytoplasm. NCBI's taxonomy places the organism in Eukaryota, Metazoa, Chordata, Mammalia, Chiroptera, Phyllostomidae. The record is from RefSeq and is a predicted model, not a curated record. Gene Ontology annotation, molecular function: maleylacetoacetate isomerase activity; glutathione transferase activity.